Theobroma cacao (cacao) is the source of this 3221-nucleotide messenger RNA. RefSeq names its product Tetratricopeptide repeat (TPR)-like superfamily protein. Lineage: Eukaryota; Viridiplantae; Streptophyta; Magnoliopsida; Malvales; Malvaceae. Gene Ontology annotation, molecular function: protein binding; mRNA binding. The record is from RefSeq and is a predicted model, not a curated record.
GCAUUAGACAAAACCUAGAAAACCGCACGUCCGACCUCAACUUUGUACAAAUUUGUUCAAAAAUGCAAUCUCAGCUUCGAAGAUGAAGCUAAUCUCAGCAGCUCUAAGUUUCUUCACCAAAAUGCUUGUAUCUCUUCGCAGCCUCUUCCACAUCAACCGCAGAAUCCCUGUCUGUGUCAGAGUAAGCCACCCUUUUCCUCUCUUUCAAAACUCUCGACCCCUCAACUUUUUCCCACCUUCAAAUAACUCUAUUAUUGUUUGCCCUUUUAUUUUACUGACUAGUUUUUUCUACAUGAUGAAGUUCCCAUUUGGGACAAAAUGUAAUAGUAAUACCCAUAUUUUUCUAGAUGAUUUUAAUAGGGAAUCCAUGUGUAAAAUCAUUCAACAAGACCAGUGGAAUGACCCAAAGAUUGUAACUUUGUUUGAUUCAAGCUUGGCACCCAUUUGGGUUUCUAAGAUUUUGGUUGGUUUAAAGCAGGAGCCUAAAUUGGCAUUGAAAUUCUUCAAAUGGGCGAAAACCCAUAAAGGGUUUGGCCAUACAAGUGAAUCUUAUUGUAUAUUGGUUCACAUUUUGUUUUAUGGUAGAAUGUAUUCUGAUGCUAGUGCUAUCCUUAAGGAAUUCAUUUUGUUGAGACAGAGGGUAGUCUUGCCGGGUUGUGAUUUUUUUGAUGUUUUGUGGUCUACAAGGAAUGUUUGUCGAUAUGGAUUUGGGGUGUUUGAUGCUUUGUUUAGUGUUUUGGUUGAUUUGGGAAUGCUUGAGGAGGCUAGCCAAUGUUUUUCAAAAAUGAAGAGGUACAGGGUUUUGCCUAAAGUUCGUUCUUGUAAUGCUCUUUUGCAUAGGCUUUCUAAGACAGGGAGGAGGGAUCAAUCUAGGAGGUUUUUUGCGGAAAUGAUUGGGGUUGGGGUUGCUCCAUCAGUAUUCACAUACAAUAUACUGAUAGAUUAUAUGUGUAAAGAAGGGGAAUUGGAUACUGCAAGAAUGUUAUUUGGACAAAUGAAACAGAUUGGCUUAACUCCGGAUAUUGUCACAUAUAACUCCCUUAUUGAUGGAUAUGGAAAGGUUGGAUUAUUGGAUGAAGUGAUUUUCUUAUUUGAAGAGAUGAAGAGUGUAGAGUGUGCGCCUGAUAUAAUUACAUACAAUGCCUUAAUAAACUGUUUUUGCAAAUUUCAGAGGAUGCCUCAGGCUUUUGAGUUUUUUCGUGAAAUGAGGAAUAAGGGGUUGAAACCAAAUGUUGUAACUUAUAGCACAUUAAUUGAUGCUUUUUGCAAGGAAGGGAUGAUGCAACAAGGGAUUAAAUUUUUAGUUGAUAUGAGGCGGGUUGGUCUUUUACCUAAUGUGUUCACAUAUACUUCUUUAAUUGAUGCAACUUGUAAAGCUGGCAGUCUAACCGAAGCAUUGAAGCUGGCUAAUGAGAUGUUGCAGGAAAAUGUUGACUUGAACAUUGUUACAUAUACAACUAUAAUUGAUGGUCUUUGUGAAGCAGGGCGAACAAAGGAAGCAGAGGAAAUUUUUAGGGCAAUGCUGAAAGCUGCUUUAAAACCUAAUGUGCACAUUUAUACUGCCCUUGCUCAUGGCUAUAUGAAAGUUAAAAAGAUGGAGCAUGCCUUGAAUCUUUUGAAAGAAAUGAAGGAAAAAAGCAUUAAACCUGAUCUGUUGCUGUAUGGAACUAUCAUUUGGGGCCUAUGCAAUCAGGAUAAGAUCGAAGAAACUAAAGUUGUCAUGAGUGAAAUGAAGGAAUCCAGACUGAGUUCAAACCCUGUCAUAUACACUACAGUCAUGGAUUCUUAUUUUAAGGCAGGUAAAACCGCCGAGGCAUUGAAUCUGCUAGAAGAAAUGUCGGACCUGGGCAUUGAAGUUACAGUUGUGACUUUUUGUGUAUUGGUUGAUGGUUUGUGCAAAACAGGAUUGGUCCUAGAGGCAAUUAAUUAUUUCAAUAGAAUGUCAGAGUUCAAUUUGCAACCUAAUGUUGCAGCUUAUACAGUAUUAAUUGAUGGCCUUUGUAAGAAUAAUUUCAUUCAAGCAGCCAAGAAUAUGUUUGAUGAAAUGCUAAGCAAAAAUUUGGUUCCAGAUAAAACUGCUUACACUGCUUUGAUAGAUGGGAAUUUAAAGCAUGGAAAUUUUCAAGAAGCUUUGAAUUUGCAGAAUGAAAUGAUUGAAAUGGGCAUUGAGCUUGAUUUGCCGGCUUACACUUCCCUUGUUUGGGGUUUUUGCCAAUGUGGUCAGUUACAACAAGCAAGAAAAUUUCUGGAUGAGAUGAUCCGGAAGCAUAUCCUUCCUGAUGAGAUUCUUUGCAUUGGUGUAUUAAGGAAGUACUAUGAGCUAGGACAUGUUGAUGAAGCCAUUGAAUUGCAAAAUGAAAUGGCUAAGAGGGGUUUAAUUACUAGCCCCAUCCAUUAUGCAGUUCCAAGUGUACAGCCAUAAGGUCUAAUUGUUUAGUCAUCCACAAUUUAUUCGAGCUGUGUGGAAAAUCUGAAUCAGAGGGCAGAGAUCUACCAUAAUAAAAGAUAAGAGCCUGAGGUAUACCUAGUAGCGAGGAUGCAAACACAUAUGAGCAGGUUCGUUGAUGAAGGAUGCUUCGAAAGGUCAUUAUUUUAGUGAUGCAAAAUCUGCCACCAGAACAGGUCUCAUUUUGGAGUAAAUUGAACUUUUGGUACAUCAUGCUUGCCAGAUCAAGUCUUCUAUACUGAUGUCAAGCCUGAAGGCUGACAAGUAAAUCAGAUGAGUUCUGCAUUCCAUUGACGAUUAUUCUUCUUCAGGUGAAACUGAAGGUUGAUUCUGAGAGAGCAUACAGUCUUGUAGUCUGUUUGUCAGCGCAGAUAGAGAGACUUAGAGCAGAUGAUGCUGUUCUCUUUAUCAGGAAUGAAUGAACAAUAUUCCUUCAUUAUAAUCACUUUGGUUCAAAGCUCCGGCAAUAUGUGCACAAUGGAGACACCCAUGGAGAAAGCUGCCUGCUCAGUAGUUGAUACCACCAGGAUGAUUUCAGGGGCCUUCUGCUUUGAGCCAUUGAGGACAGCAUAUGAAAUGAAAUGAAAUGAAAUCACCAAGAUGAUUUAUAUCAUUGUGUGGAAAUUCUUUUGGAUUUUUAUUCUUUACAUAGUUAUGUCAAAUUACUUUUUAAGUUGUAUUUAGUUCCAGAUAAGUGUGAAUGUGCUUCAAAAUAAAGUAAAAAUCCACAUUUUACCUUUUUUUUUUUUAUAUCAGAAUAUUUUGGUUGGUUCAA